GAACGAUCUCAGGCUUGUGAUGAUGAUGAUGAUGAUGAUGAUGAUGUACUGUACUUGAGCUCCUGGGCGGACCUCCUCACACGAGUGUAACUGAAACCGCCUACUCUCAGCGUCAGCCCAAACCCCCAAACUCCCAAACUCCAAGCGUCCUGCGAAUCGAGCUGGAAUAAAUGCUCAGUUAUCAUUAUUUAGGACUCGCAGGCGGGGACACAGCGGUCCGACGGCUCUGGACGUUUUAAGCUGCUAAUUAUUACCAAGAUAAUGGGGUGCUGGACUUUCUCGGCUGCAACAUCUGCACUUAUCGUUUCUUGUUAUGUCCACUCUCUCGCCUUUACAAACAUUAAGACCAACUUCUGCAAGUGGUGUGACUCUUCAAGCCCCCGCUGUGAAAACAAUGUCUGCACCAGCAACUGCAACUUCAGCUCCUUCUGUGCCAUGUCUGAAGAGAUCUGUGUGGCUGUGUGGAAGCAGGACAAUGAGAGUGUCAGCGUUCGAACCCUGUGCCACCACCCACAGGAAACCCUGGAGAACAUCAUGGUGUCCAAUUACUCCACCACACAGUGCGUGAUGGUGCAGCAGUCUUCUGAUGAGGGAACUGUGUACAUCUGUGGCUGUGUGGAGGAUCACGAGUGUAACGACAUGCUGGUGUUUGACAAGCACUCCAAUGGAUAUUUAAAAUUACAGAGCAAAGAAGUAAUUCCUGUGGUUGUGAUCAGCUUGCUCCCACCUGUUUUGGUUGCCAUUAUUUCCACCCUGGCCUUUUACCUUUAUCGUACCCGCCACCAGAACAAACAGCCCAAAGACUGGCCUCCUAAACGCACCCACUACCAGUCCUUGGACCUUCCGAAGAACAACACAGAUUACAAUGGGAAACCCUUGACGAUAAUGGACGAUGGACACUCAGAUGUCUCCUCGACUUGUGCCAACAACAUAAACCAUAACACCGAGCUGCUGCCCAUCGAGCUUGACACUGUGGUGGGCAAGGGGCGGUUCGCUGACGUCUGGAGAGCCAGGCUGAACCACAACGCCUCUGGACAGUAUGAGACCGUCGCUGUCAAGAUCUUCCCUUCUGUGGAGUACUCUUCCUGGAAGAAUGAGCGCAAGAUCUUUUCGGACAUUAACCUCAAGCAUGAGAGCGUGCUGCAGUUUCUCACAGCUGAGGAGAGAGGCACAGGGCCACAGAAGCAAUACUGGCUCAUCACAGCCUACCACAGCCUGGGGAACCUGCAAGACUACCUGACCAGCCAUGUCCUCACGUGGAGAGAGCUCCACUCGGUGGCGGGGUCCGUGGUCAGAGGAGUGGCCCACCUCCACAGCGACUACACCGCCUGUGGAGCCCCUAAAAUCCCCAUUGCUCACAGAGACCUCAAGAGCACCAACAUUGUGAUGAAGAGCAAGACAGAGUGUGUCCUGUGUGAUUUUGGGCUGGCUCUGAGGCUGGACCUCUCUCUCACAGUGGAUGACUUUGCCAACAGUGGGCAGGUGGGCACUGCACGCUACAUGGCUCCAGAGGUUCUCGAAUCUCGGGUCAACCUGGAAGACCUGGAGUCCUUCAAACAGAUGGACGUGUAUUCCAUGGCUCUGGUCCUAUGGGAAAUGGCGUCUAGGUGUGAUGUGAUUGGCGAUGUGAAGGGCUACGAGCCGCCCUUUGGCUCGAAGGUGUGCGAGCAGCCCUGUGUGGAGAGCAUGAGGGACCUGGUUCUCCGGGACAGAGGGCGGCCGGACAUCCCCAGCAGCUGGCUGGUCCACCAGGGGAUGAAGUUCCUGUGCUCCACCAUCGUGGAGUGCUGGGAUCACGACCCCGAGGCCCGACUGACCGCGCACUGCGUGGAGGAGCGCUUCAACUCCAUGGGGCAGGAAGGGUACGAGGACAUUCUGAACAACAACAACCAGCACACCAGCAGCCCCGCAUGCCCGGAGCUCAGGAAGCCCAGCAGCAGCGCCCAGGAGCCCAAGCCUCUCGAAGACAAGGCAGCAGUGCGACUUGUGACCGAAGUGUAGGAGCUUCCUGAGACGGUGAAGGACAGAGAAAUAAUGUGGAGCUUCUAGACCCGAGGGAAUGCCCUACAUCUUUAAAGGCACCCUAGACCUCUCAGGCCAGGGAGGAAGACGUUGAGAAGAUACACUUUCACUGAAAGAGCUGGUCUCUUUUCCUUUUCAUGUGUAAUCCUGAUAUUUUAAAGCUGCACAUUUGUGAAUUUUUCACCUUAUCGAAGACUUUUCUCAUUUCUUUUCUGUGAGACAGCUACAGAAAGAGAGUUUCAUUAGUUGUAGGAAUGGCCACAGUCUAGGUUUUCAAAUAAAAUAUAGACCAGGCAGCUGCCUGAUCCUGAAGGGCCCCAAUCCUGUAGUUUUUAUAACCAUUAAAUCACCAAUUUCUAAAGGCUUGAAAAUUCUGUGAUCAGGUCUUGGUGAUUUAUUAAAUUAAUUUAUAGAUCGAUGGAACAAAACGUUCUAGUCCUCGGGGACUAGAGCUUCCUUAAUUAAAAUGACUAGCUUAAUUGAUUACUUGAUGAAUAAGUUAGUAGUGAUCCGUCUUUAGGAAUUAGUGCUUUAGGAUGAACUACAGAUGUGAUAGGAGAGGCUGAUAGGCAAGGCUGGACAUACUGUACCUGACAUGAGAGCCCUAUAUAGACUUUUAAAGGAUAAUUAGUCCCCAGAAGACAAUAAUAUACAAAUUGGAAUGUAAACUUUAUAAAAAUGAAUUUUCUGGUGUUAAAAUUUUUACAUUUUCUAGUUGAGUCACAUCUUUUCACUUAGCUUUACAUAUAAUGUUAUUGACAUUUGACUUCAAACAAUUAGUUGAUCCCAGAACCAGUGUAGUAUAGUGACUGUUUAAAGGUUCUAGCAGUUAAAAAAGAGCUUUUACAGCAGCCAAACAAGAAUGUCUAAUUCACAGCUUGUCUUGGAAUACUGUUGUCGGAAAUGAAGAGUUUGGAAAUGACUGAGCUCAGAAACAUUUUCCAUUGUUCAUCCUUGUUGUGUUCUUGUCUGAACUGUUUCUUGAGGUUUAGAGUUGUGCUUUAAAACCUGAAGGUUUAGUCUCUUGCAUUACGAAGAAGAUGUUAUGCUUUUCCUGGCAGUGUGGUCUUGCCAGUAUUUACUUGGUGAUGGGUCUUUGCAUGAUGAAAUUCUCUGUGAAGUUUUCAUUGGAUAUUAGAAUUAAUUAAUUCUGGGUACCAGCCCAAAAAUGCAGAUUUGUCAAAUAAACCACAAUAAACAGACCCACAGGAGGCCAGCUGGGAUAAUUAGGCAAUUUGAACAGGAAAAUGAGCAAAUUACAGUUUUAUAAAACGUUUAUAGUGCGUUGUAAUUGUGAGGUCAAACAACUGUUUCUUAAUUUUUUUUAAUUGUCUCUUGUAGCACGACAAUAUUGUGUCCCUGCAAAAAUCACUUUUGAAUUUUCCUUUUAUUUGAAACCAGAGAGCUUUCAUUAGAGCCCAUUUGUCAUCAUUUAUGCAUUAGAUUUAAGAGGACUGCAGUGUUUUUAUAUUUUAUAGGGUGUUCUAUAGGAGUCUACGACAAUCAGAUGGCAGUGUGAAAAUAUACAGUUGCCCCAAGUACAAACAAAUCUUAACAUACUUUUUUGAGGUGACUGCUUUUGAAAUAUGUGGAUUGUUUCAGAAUUCAUCUUCCGUCAAUGGAAACUGCUUUUAAAUGCACUGGAAUUUUUUUUCUACCCCGUAUCUUGACAUCAUGGAGGCUGGACCUGUAGGUGAGAAGCUAUUCAAGAUUUUUUUAGGCUCACAUUUUAUAUGUCCUUCUUUAUAUUGGACUGAACAGGGGCAGUACAAUACCUAGACUGCAUAAUCUAAACCUACAGUUUGGUGCAAAAGUCUGUUCAUGCUCGCAUGAGUUACAGGCUUAGGUGUAUGAAAAAUACAGUUUGAAUUUUACACACAGAAAGAAAAAAAGAACAGGAAACUACAACUCUGAACAGUAUUUGAAACUUUAAUGGCUUAAGCCUUGACUGAUCUCUGCCAAAGCCCAUCUUUUAUCACAGCAGUCAUCUGGAUAUGAAGUCUAAAGGCUUUCCUAAGGCCUGGCUCGAUGUACUGUAGCUCUUCUGCAGUUUCCAACUUGCAGUUUUGCAAGUCCUGUGAUUGAUGCAGCUUCCUAACUGAUAUAGAUCACAAUCAGAAGUAAAUAUAUUCCCCCAAGAAAUGGCACUCUGCAUUCAAAGAAGCCUGUUCUGCAAUUAACCUCUCAGAAAUGUUAAAUUCAGAUCACAUAAUUUGGAUAGUGUCUUGCUUGUUUUUUUUGUUUAACAUGAAUAUUCUCAAACGUGGAAAAGUUAAAUAAGCGGUGCUAAAGAAUCCUGUGCCUGAAGUUUAAAAAAAAACUUACAAGCUUUUCGACCCUAAAAUCAGAUUGAAGCAAUAGCAGUUUAACGGUCUCAUUUAAACAAUAUCAAACACAGCCAAGACAGCCAACACAGGUGUGAUGGCAUCAUGUUUAACAUGAAGUAUCAGUUUUUUUUUUUUUUUUUAUAUUUCCUAUAUCUCCUGGUGGAGAUCACAGGGCUUAGCUUUCUGGACUGUUUUUUAUAGGACUUUUCCUAAACCAAAGUCAGGUGACAUAAGAACAUAAGAAAUGUUGUUCUCCUAUUCUUCCGGAUUUCCACAGAGGGAAGCCUUAAGAGACCGAACAUGUGGUAGACUGCAGAGUGGCCCUGCUCUCAGAUCACAAUACUAAUGAAAAUUAGGUAUCCAGAGCACUGCAUCACCUGCCUUCGACCCACUGCCUCUGAAAACUUACCUGUCUAAUAAUUUAUGAGCAUGUAACUUAUCAAUUUAAUACUAUUCAAUCCCCAUUCACGUACAGUACCUCUGUCUGACAAAGAAAGAUGGCCAUUAUUUAUACCCCAGCUAGUCUUUAUAUAGAGCAGUGUUUCCCAAAAUGAUGUGUAAACUUCUCACAGAAAAAAAAAUCCAUGUGAAAUUGAUAGAAGAUACAAUAUAAUGAGAAAUAACCAUAUAAGAUUUUUUUUAAUAUUGUAUAUUGGAGUAAAGGUCAUUUACAAUGUCUUCAUGUAUAGGAAGGGGCAUAUCUUAGAGGCAUUUUAACCAAAAAACAGUAUGUGUUUAUUGUGAACUGGUUUCACACUUGUAAAGAUGUACUCAUUUUCAAUGUAUAAAGUGUUCGAUUUUAUAAUCCAUUCCAGAACUGUUCUUUUGUGCAAUAAAUAUUUUUUCACUAUUAA
This is a messenger RNA of Lepisosteus oculatus (spotted gar), 5203 nucleotides long. It is a transcript of the gene tgfbr2l, whose product is annotated as transforming growth factor beta receptor-like. Lineage: Eukaryota; Metazoa; Chordata; Actinopteri; Semionotiformes; Lepisosteidae. Gene Ontology annotation, biological process: heart development; transforming growth factor beta receptor signaling pathway; cellular response to growth factor stimulus. The record is from RefSeq and is a predicted model, not a curated record. Gene Ontology annotation, cellular component: plasma membrane; signaling receptor complex. Gene Ontology annotation, molecular function: metal ion binding; activin receptor activity; type I transforming growth factor beta receptor binding.